AUGAAGACUGAGAAGGAUGAUGCAGUGCCCACCUUCUCCCUGGGGGGUAAAUACGCCGGAGAGGGGGCAGGUUGCAGUGAAGCAGCUCUGCCCGUUGGCCCCGUGGUGGGGAGUGGAGGGACCCCAACCCAGGACCUGCGGCCGCUGAAGCGCAGACCUGUCCCAGGGAAGCACUACCAGUGCUCAAGCUACGGCUGCAAACUGGCCUUCCCCAGCAUGCAGGAGCUGAUGGACCAUCUGAAGGUCCACUACAGACCCACGCAGUCCCUCGAGGGCAAAACCUUCCAGUGCCCCACCUUGGGCUGCACGGAGACCUUCCCCAGCAUGCAGGACCUCAUGGCCCACAUGAAGGUUCACUACAAACCAAACCGCUACUUCAAAUGUGAGAACUGCCUGCUGCGCUUCCGGACACAUCGCUCCCUCUUCAAACACCUGCACGUCUGUUCCGACAGCGCCAGCAGCCCCCCACCACCCCCCAAAGUUGAGAA
Messenger RNA from Antrostomus carolinensis (chuck-will's-widow), 488 nucleotides. RefSeq names its product zinc finger protein 414 (gene ZNF414). The record is from RefSeq and is a predicted model, not a curated record. The annotation marks the transcript as partial. The transcript has 5 exons. NCBI's taxonomy places the organism in Eukaryota, Metazoa, Chordata, Aves, Caprimulgiformes, Caprimulgidae.